Molecule: messenger RNA, 2036 nt
Organism: Sabethes cyaneus
Lineage: Eukaryota; Metazoa; Arthropoda; Insecta; Diptera; Culicidae
Exons: 3
Coding region: 117-1739 (540 amino acids)
Cellular component (GO): nucleus
Molecular function (GO): zinc ion binding
Source: RefSeq, a predicted model, not a curated record
UAAUAUAAAACAAGUGAAAGUGAGAUUUCGUUUGCAACCGUUCCUGCCGGAUAAAGCUGGUUGUCCUUACAUUUUUCUAACAUUAUUCUUAAGUCGACGGCCGAUAACAACUUACAAUGAUCAGCACCACCAACGAUCUGCUGCGGAACAUUGCUGGACUGUGUCGGGUAUGCUCAGCUCCAGGAUCGCACAGUCUGUUCGCCAAAAUCCCUCCAUAUUUGCAUGAGCACCCGCGGGAGUGUCCCCGUUGGUCAAUGCCGAUCUGCAAACUUGUCACCGAAGUGGCCGGUAUCGAAAUCAACGAAGACGACGAGUUGCCGCAAAAAAUUUGCGUCGUGUGCAUAUCCUAUCUGAAGCACGCCUAUACUUUCCGCCGGCAAACGAUCGAUAAUGUUGCCGCGGUCCUAGCGGCUAGAUAUUUAAUUGGAUUGGAAACGCAGUGUGAAAAGGGCAUCAUCAGGAGUGGUAGUAGUAGCGGUAAAGAUGCAGAACUUAUAUCGACGUUUUUGGUCCCGGCAGCGGUCGUUCGGACUGAAGUAUCCGAUGUUGCAAAUAGAAUGAUGAACGUGGCCCCGAAUGGGUCCAUUUCUUUCCAGAAAAACUUGGAUAAGGAAGUAAUGCAGCACAUUUUGGGUGGAAAUGUUAAAGCCAAGAAGAAACAAAAUAAUGUUGAAGAAGAACAACGAUAUGUUAACGGCGCUGAGAAUUACAGAAAUGAGGUGUCUCCUAUGGAGACGGGAGGUUAUUUUACGUACACCGAAAAAGAGUUUGAGGAAGACGAUGUCAUGGAGUUGGACGUUCUAAAAGAGCACAACAUAGCUUUUAAUCUGCCGGUUGACUAUAAGGAGAAGAAAUGUCCUUCGUGUAGAAAACGUUUCAUGUUUGACGACUCGCUGAGUGAGCAUCUUGAAAAAUGCCUGCAGUUCAAAUUAAUUAAGUUUAUUCGUGAGGUUUAUCAUCUUCUCUGUCUCAAAGAAAGCCGUGCAAUUUCAUCGUUCGAAUUCAUUCGACGGGUGGUGUUUGCGAUUCGCAGGAGUGUCGACCAGAUUGCGACACUUGAUGGUGAAGUCGAAGAUAGGGAAGAUGAGGAGGAAAAUGUUCAACCUUUGGCGCAGGUCGCGGAAACACCGCCAGUGGAAGUUCGGAAAUCUUAUUUGAAAAAUCUGGAAAAAUUGCGCACAAGUUACAAUCAAGAAGGAAAUAAAAUUCCUUCGCCUGCGUUAACGCAGCCUAUUGAGGACGGCCGAAGUUCUAUAACAACCGGAUCUACCUCCAUAUCCCCGGCUGUGACCGCGACACGCUGCGAGGAAUGUCAUGUCCAGUUCGAAACAGUCACCGAACUGGAAGCGCACAGUCUUAACUACCAUCGCGAACUUCCGCCGGGUUCAACCCUCAACAAUCAACACCCUAUUUUGCCUUUUCCCAAGCAAGUUUUACAGUUGGCGGAAAAGGACGUCUCGUUGAUUAAAAAUCAACUUAUAUCGAAUACACCGGAGCCGACCGUCGAGGGCGGUGGUUCACCCAGUGAGGAUAGUUUUAAAACGGUGCAAUGUUCUACGUGCAAAAAGCGCUUUUAUAUGAUAUCUCAGUUGGACGAGCAUCGCAUUCGGUACCACACGCAGAAGCCUUCCCGAAAGAAGCAAUCACAUUCCAACCAAGGCAGCCCGCUCGACAACACUCCGAAAAAUCUUAACGAUACUUACUUCCACACCAUGGAACAACUUAAAAAUAUUAAGUAACCAAUCCGUUUGGUUGGCCUUUGCUUACGAAGACGAUAUUGUUUGUAUUACCCGUUUGUUUAUUAAUCUGUAUACCUGGUUCGUUGUUUUUAUUUUCUAAAACAUUUGAUCGUUUCGAUUCGUGAUUUUAACUAUAGGUUUACAGCACGUAACGUGUAAUUUUAAGGCUCAAUUUUUUACCGGUAGCCGGGUAGCCGGCCUUGAUCAUAUACAAAACGACGGCUUGCAUCUUGCACUAAAAUGCUAUACAACGCUUAACUAUACGAUACGAUAUCAUACGAAUUCUGUGAAGUUUUA